This is a messenger RNA of Microthlaspi erraticum, 1770 nucleotides long. Lineage: Eukaryota; Viridiplantae; Streptophyta; Magnoliopsida; Brassicales; Brassicaceae. The record is from the annotation of a GenBank genome assembly.
AUGGAGAUCGCUCCAUCUUCGAGUAGAUUUAAGCUCUACGAUCAAUUUGAGCUUCUGGAGUUUCCUGAUAAGUACGUAGUCAAACCCGUCGAAUCGCCUCAUGAAGGCUUCUCCGUCGAUCGGCGCGAUGGCAGCAUCAAACCUCUUGAUGAAAACACUUCUUCUGGGAAUCCUACCAAAGUCUCUACUAUCUAUGGCGUAGGAGGAACUAUUAGGCUCUUAGCAGGAACAUACUUGCUCGUUAUAAACUCUCGGGAGGAAGUUGGGACAUUCCUCGGUUUCCCCAUUUUUCGAAUUACGGCUAUGAAAUUCCUACCUUGCAAUGAUGCGUCAAGGUUUGCUACUGCUCAAGAAAAAAAGGACGAAGCCUAUUUUAGGACUCUGUUAUUAGCACUCGAGUCAACCCCUGGAUUGUAUUUUUCAUAUGAAACAGAUCUAACAGUAAACCUGCAAAGAAGGUUCAAGUUAGCGGAAGGUUGGAUGCGUAAGCCCGUAUGGAAGCAGGCUGACCCUCGAUAUGUAUGGAACUGGCAUCUUUUGGAGGAAUUAAUUGAAUGCAAACUGGAUGGCUUUAUUAUCCCCAUUAACAAAAGGUUAAGUUACCAAGUUGCUAAGCUGCAGCUCAAGAAUUCUCCUGCAGUGAUAUCGUUGAUUUCCAGGCGCUGUACACGGCGUCUAGGUACACGUAUGUGGAGAAGAGGAGCCAAUCUUGAUGGGGACACGGCUAAUUUUGUCGAAACUGAACAAGUGGUGGAGAUUAAUGGUUUCAAGUUCUCACUGUUGCAGGUUCGGGGUUCAAUUCCACUUCUUUGGGAACAGAUAGUUGACUUGAGCUAUAAGCCACAGCUUAAGAUAAAUAAGCAUGAAGACACGCCAAAAGUUGUGCAGCGUCAUUUCCAUGAUCUUUGCCAAAGAUAUGGAGAAAUUAUGGCCGUUGACCUAACAGAUCAGCAUGGAGCUGAAGGUGAAUUAAGCAAAGCAUAUGCCACGGAAAUGGAGAAGCUUCCAAAUGUGAGAUAUGUUUCCUUUGACUUCCAUAACAUCUGUGGAACUACAAACUUUGACAACUUGGGGGUACUGUAUGAAGAGAUUGGGGAUGAAUUUGAAAAGCAAGGAUAUUUCCUUGUAGACGCAGACGAGAACAUCCUAGAAGAGCAGAAAGGAGUUGUCAGAUCUAACUGCAUCGACUGUCUUGACCGCACAAAUGUUACCCAGAAUUACAUGGCCCAAAAAAUUCUGAAUCUACAACUUCAAAGGAUCGGAGUGUUUGAUUCUACAGAGUGUGUAUCUAAGUUUGAAGAUGAUUACACGAAGUUCAAAACAAUUUGGGCUGAGCAAGGGGACGAAAUUAGCUUGCAAUACGCUGGGACCUAUGCUCUUAAGGGAGACCUUGUCAGGUACGGGAAACAGACAGUGACUGGAGCAAUAAAAGAUGGCAUGAGUGCGUUGUCAAGAUAUUAUCUGAACAAUUUCCAGGAUGGUGUGAGGCAGGAUGCUUUGGAUCUCAUAAGUGGUCGCUACACAGUUGGCUCAAACAGCCCUUCACAAAUCCAGCCCAUUGGAGCACAACCCUCUUUCUUGCCGGUAGCAUCAGCAUUGUUGAUAGGUGGUGUAACAGUGACAUCUUUCACAAUUCAUCAAGCGGGAAGAAACACGCAGCAGUAUCUGGCGUCAGCAUUGUGGGCAGGAGUGACUGCAGGAGUUGUGGCGAUGAUCAAGGCCAAUGGAAGGCACUUGUGUUCUAGGCCUCGUCUUUGCCAUCUCAUUUGA